Molecule: messenger RNA, 3056 nt
Organism: Archocentrus centrarchus (flier cichlid)
Lineage: Eukaryota; Metazoa; Chordata; Actinopteri; Cichliformes; Cichlidae
Gene: sh3bp2
Product: SH3-domain binding protein 2
Exons: 13
Coding region: 259-2058 (599 amino acids)
Biological process (GO): signal transduction
Molecular function (GO): SH3 domain binding
Source: RefSeq, a predicted model, not a curated record
AGCUGAUUGUUCUCUCCGCUCACUAUCCUUUCUUUAAUUAGUUUAUUUGUUUAUUUUUCUUCCUCCAUUAACAAUUUUCUCCCAUCUUUUCUUUCAUUCAUCUGCAUUCUGCUCUCACACUUCCACGCAUAACCACUCUUAUUUUGACUCUGUGGCUCGAUCCCUUCUACCUUGUGCCCGUUCAACCGUACAUCCGUCCGCUGUCUCUCCACGUGGGUUGAAAAGUAUGCUGGUAUAUUAUCCUGUGCUGCCACUGUCAUGUCCGCCGACAUGUCUGCUCCAUCGGUGAGGAAGAAGAAGUCGUUUGCACGGACCUCCAAACCGAGCACCAGGAUGUGUAUUCGGGAACAAAGGGAUAUCAUAACCAUGUCAUCUUCAGAGAUGUGCUGGCCGGUGCCAAUGCGAGCCAUCGGGGCUCAGAACCUCCUCACCAUGCCGGGAGGCGUUUCCACUGCGGGAUACCUCCACAAGAAGGGAGGCAGCCAGUUCAGCCUAAUGAAAUGGCCACUGAGGUACAUCAUCAUCCACAAGGGCUGCGUGUACUACUUUAAGAGCAGUACCUCUGCUGCACCACAGGGGGCGUUUUCUCUCAAUGGCUACAACAGAGUGAUGAGAGCAGCGGAGGAGACAACAUCGAGCAACGUCUUUCCUUUCAAGAUCGUCCACUUCAGUAAGAAACACAGGACGUGGUUCUUCUCGGCAGCCAGUGAGGACGAGAGGAGGAAAUGGAUGCGAUACCUUCGGAGGGAAAUAGACCACUAUAACGACAGGAAAGAGGCCCUCCUGCCAAGUGACUCAGAUUCAGAUGCAGACAGUUUCUAUGGUACAAUCGAGAGACCGAUGGAUAUUAAACAUCCUGUCGAUACCACUGAAAUUGAUUAUGGUGAGGACGAUGAUGAUGAUGACGAUGAAGAGGACUAUCUGAAGCCAGACAAUGACUGUUCCCCAUCGUGUCCAGGUCGACCCACAGGUCCACCGCCCUCUUACCCUCCUCCACCCGUGCCAGUCUCCCAGCGUCAGGACUCCAGUCUAGGUUUCCACAAAGUCCUGCCCCCUCCCAUCCCGUCACAACACAAAACCCCAGCCUCUCUGCUCCCCAAGAAACCUCCACCUUCUGCACUCCCUCCAUCUCCUUGCUUAAAGAAGGACUCUAGCAAAGGCCCACCUCCACCUUUACCUUUUGGCCCUUCGGUCCCUCCACCUCUUCCUUCCAAUUUAAAGAAACCAGGCAGGUCGACCUCCGUGGGGGUGACGGGCAAUGAGAGAGACAGGAGGCCUACGCCGGCCGUGUUGGUCCAGUCACCGGCUACUCUGCCCAUCUGUGAAAAACUAGAGACCAGGAUGGUCCUAAAUGGUCCCAGCCCCUGUCCCCCUAACUCUGGAGGGAGCCAGUCACUGGGAAGCAACUACCACCGCAAUAAACCAAACCUGCCGAUUCCACCAAAUCCAUUCCUUAGUCCGACAUCCUCCAGUCACCCAGCACUGCCUGGCCACGCUCCACCCUCUCCACUACUUAAACUACACAAUAAACCAUCGAUAACCACACCUCCUGUAAUAGGAGUCAAACCUCUGCUGCCUGCGACCAAGACCAGGUCACCGGGAACACCCUUCCAAAGAACAUCUCCAGAGGGCCAGAGCUUCCGUUCCCUCAGCACUGAAACCCCUGCGGAUUUCAGGAGGAAACACGACUCAACCAAACACGGUGGAGGAGACGACUCUGACGAUGACUAUGAGAACAUGCAGCUGCCAGACUCUGCCUUCAUCGACUCAAAUGAAACCAGCUUCGUAGAAAAGUUAUUCAAAGAGAGUCCGACUCCUCCGGAGGAUGGACUGUACGCCAUCAGAAACUCAGGAACUAAAACAGCAAAGGUGCUGGUGGUGUGGGACAUUAGCAUAGGCAAAGCCAGAAACUACAGACUGUUUGAAGAGGAUGACUGCAUAUUUCUGGAAGCUGAUGUGACCUUCCCCAAUCUGUGUACGCUGAUCGAACACUACCACUGCCAUCCUCUUCCUCACCACGGCUCACUGUGCCUGCAGAUGCCCUACACAAAGACAUGAGCGCCUGCAGGGGCAGCUCCCUGAACUGUAACUGAAACCAGAGGAAGAAGCAGCUGGAAUCAGUCUGUGUCACAGUGCAGAAAACUCUGAUGUGCUCUGGAAUGCACCGUAAACAUGGAGAAAACUAUACGAAGUAGACUCUGACAAAGCUACACUCAAACAUCUUUAAAGAACAUCAGAAAUCUGCUGUAAAUUCCUGCUGCUUUAUGCAUGCUGAACAAGCCACAGACCUGCCCGGCCAGUCUGACAGUCGUGAUGUGUUUUGACCACAAAGGGGCGCUGUGACACCAAAUGCUUUAAAAAGAAGUCGUGCUUCUGCAUUGGCCCUGCAAUGGUCUAGCAAACUGCCCAGGAUGGACCAGCACUCCAGCAAAUAGAUAAGGGGUUAGGGGAUGGAGUGUUGGAUGGAUGGAUGGAUGGAUGGAUGGAUGGAUGGAUGGUUGGAUGGAUGGUUGGAUGUUUAACAAAUUAAAAGCACAAUCUUAUAUUUGAUCAACUUAUACUGUACACAUAACAUAAAUAGCAUCUCAAAGCUUUGAAUGGUAUUUAGAAAUUAAUUUAAUUUAAUUAUGCACUUUUGUCAUUAAGAUUCAUAUAUUUUAAUUUUGGGGUUAAAAUGAAAGUUCAGCCAUAACUGCCAAUUCUUUGGAUUUAAAUGAAAUUCAGGUUUUCAUAAAGUUUAUCCAAAAGCCAACAUUUAACUACAUUAAUGCUGGUGGUGUGUAAGUGUGCAUAUUAGGACAGACCGGCUCUCCGUUUUCAGACUCCAGUCUGUCCACUUUAUGGCCCGAAUGACUACGAUUCAUCAUCCCAAACAGAUGCAGCUAACUGAGCAAACUAUCGGCUUUAUCUUUGUGUCGUUUACAGGCUAACUCCUUCCUCUGGGUGCACAGUCCAAAACUACUACCUGCGAUAAAUGCUUAUGCUUCAGAAAUUAAUUAACAUUAGAAAAAGUUUGACAUUACAGGCUGGAACUGUCUCUUUGUCAGGUUUCUGAU